AUGGCGUUGGACGGUCUCAGUUACUUGUCAGCAGAUUAUCCGGCAGUUGUUGGAAGACCGAGAUCUCCGAGACGAAGCCCAAGGCUAAGAAUGAAUGAAGAAGAUGAAGACGAAGUAGAUAAAGAAAGAUCUUCGCGAAAUGUUGGGAUAAGGGCACCGAUCAUUGGCUAUGAAGUGAUCGAUCAACGACAAAAAUUUACGGUACGUUUGCAAUCCUAAUUCCUUAAUUUCAAGUUUUUGUCGACCGUUGGUGUAAAAAGAAUAUCAGAAACAUAUAGUCAUUGCCUUUAUAUGCAAUAAUUUUGUUUUCGCAAUUCGGCGACAACGCUGUUUUGGCAGUUUUGGUUUAAUGUUUAUGUAUGAGGCGCGUGACUUCGACCUAUGAUGAUCUUGCAUGCUAUUCACAAAUAAUUUAUGCGCUUUUGCCAGGAUAUACAAUGUAACAAUUUUCUGCUCUCUAAUACUUAUGAAAUUAUCUCUUAAGCUAUUUUUGCAUCGUAUUGUUUGGUCAUUUUCUUUUUGCUUUAAAGUUGUUGCCGAAUAGAAGUGCAUGCAUGACCAGCUAAAAAACAACUUUGUUUUUGAUUUAAAUAUGAAAUAAAUGGUCAGACACUACACGGCGCUAAUUUACAGAAUGUAAAGUAAGCUAAGAAGCUUAGACUAUUCCAAAUGUCUUAGUCUGGAUAUUGUUUGCGUUUCAUAAAGCACUUAAUGCCUGGAUAUUGUUCAUGUUUUCCGAGGAAGUUGAAGUGGUUUCACCCUUGACUGGGUUUUUUUCUUUGACGUAUUGAACUGAAGUUAAAUUAUGCAAAACUUUAAAUCAAUGUAUGAACUUUGGAAAAAGUAUUAUUUACCUACUGCCGUUUGCAAAUUUUUUAUAAAUGAGAUCAAAUGUAUAGUCCGGUUAUCUGAAUCCACAAAUAUUAAAUGGGAUCGAUAUCAUUUUUGUUCAUUUUCUUGCUUUUUAAAAGUAAAUGGCAGUAAGAGUGAAAUCUUACAAUGAUACAAGGACAAAUAGCUAAAUUAAAGCUUGUACAUUUUCGAGUCAAUGCGAAGAUGAGCAUGCAUAGCCUCAUUAAAUGCAAACAUUGUUUCAACAUUUCAAUUGACCAAGGGUUUCAUUAAGUACCCAAGAUCGGAUAAUUCUCCGUCUUCUAUGCAUAAUUAUCUGGCAAAAUUUCAAUGAAGUAUGGCUAUUUUUUAUUCUGACGAAUCAGACGUGGAUACGUUAUGUAGAAGGAAAUUAUUUCCAGAAAUGGGUAAUUUUAACGCUUAGCCACUUGCUUUACAUUGCUAAAUAAAUAACAAAUACAUGAAAGACCUUAUUUUUAAACCUAAUGAAACUAACAGGAAACGUGUAAAAUAUUAGACUGUUUGCUGAAGCGUGGAGAGUUGACUGUAUGCAUGACGCUUUUUUAUUUUCAUGCAAAUCCAAAUUUUGAGAUUUUUCUUUUUUAACGUUGACUUCUAAAACGGUACGUAUAUUGUAACUGAGAGGAAACAAAGAAGAAAUAUUAAUCAAUAUUUGACAAAUUGUCUGUUAAACUGGACAGGCAAAGUUUUACGCUGAGAGCGAAUUUGUGUAAAUGUGUUCUAGCUGGCGCAAGCACAUGUGAUGCCGACAUAGGCGGGAAAAAUUUCUCACGGCUUGUGCUUUCACUAUUUAAAAUAUCCUAAAAAUAUUGAAUUGAAGAUAUAGUGUAUUGAGAAUUAUUUUAUUUUCUAUCUUUGCUAUGUUUGGUAUUUAAUAAGAUACUGCCACAUGUCACAAGUCUAGGAGUGUGUAACAGGGAAGUUGAUCGUAAUUUAACAAUAUGUCUGGUAAUUCGAAGAAAAAAUGUUUUGAAACCAUGUAGAGGUAUGCAGUGUUUUUUGCCCGGCAGCUACGAGAAAUAAAAUUUGCUAUCAGACAAUAGGAAAAGGCAUCUCAGUGGGGUUUAAAGUGCGAAAUUUCCAGCCUCAUUUUCAACCUCUUUGUGGGAAAGGGCAUUGCUCUUUCAAAAUAUUCUCCUGUUACUUUACACUAUUCUCCUGCUACUUCAGUUCUUAAUGAAACCCCUGAAUUGAUGAAAUUGGCCCAGUUUUUUCGAAAGUUGGAUAACUAGUGCUCUCCACCAGAUAAAUCGCAAUCCAGUAAAUAAUUAGUAUUGCAAAAACCAAUAUAGUGUUAUAUAAUACUAGAUAGUGAUUUAUUGACAGUGGAUAGCUCUAUCCACUUUUUUAACAACUGGAGCCUGGAAGGUUAUUGUGAUAUACUACCAGUAAUGGCCUGUCAUGAAAAUACAUCAGCACUGGUUGCAGUUAUCCGCAGUUGUUCAAAAAGGGUAUAUAUAACGCUACUCACUGGUGGAUACAUCUCUAUAAUGUAUAAUGCAGUAAUUGGCUUCCCUAAUACUCAUCUUCUGAAUAACAAUUUAUCCGGCGUUGAUAGGGAUCUAACUGUUUGAACACCUCGGACCUUAAAAAUUAACAGUUCUUGCUACAACCUUAUCCAUUCCAUUGGCUGUCCAAAUUUCAAAUUUCUUACAGUAUCUUAUCUACAAACUCUUAAUCUCUUCUCUGUUGUGUAGUUGCAUGCAACCCAUCUUUGUGUUGUUUGACGCCAUUUCUGCUGUCCUUUGUCGCUGUUUCAAGGCCUUGUCUCUUGUUGGAUUUAACUUAAUGGGGCCUCUUAUCUAAAAUUAAUGAUAGUGUUAAAAUGAGGUUGAAGUUGACACAGUUCUCUUGCUUUUCUUAUUGACAAUGAAAAUCCACCUCAGUGGAGGGUUUGUCUCAUAAAAGUCCUCUUUCACUUACAAUAAAUAAAUAUAACCAUUUAGAAUUACAUUAUAGUGUAGACUUGAACAUUUAUUUUUUCUUUUCAAGGUCUUUAAAAUUGAAGUUAAAAGCUCGCAAAGAAGCUGGUUUGUCUUUCGCCGAUACACUGAUUUUACACGACUCAAUGACAGAGUAAGUCAAGAUAAAUAAUUAUUAUUUAUAGCUAAAAGCCUCUUAUCCAACAGUCUUCAUGACAUUACGCCUUUGCAAAUGACUCCAGUUUAAAGUAAUAUUAUUCCAACAGCUUUUCGAUUUAUUAUUCUAUCAGUGAGAUACGGUAAUGAUACUGAGCACUACAUGCAUGCUCCGUGCAUAUGCCCUCCUUACACUUGCUCACUUGCCCUUACCCAAAUUGCAAGCUGUAAAACUGACUUUUCACCCUGAAUUUAGUGUUUUUAAUGUUUUUCUUUUUUAUGAUGUUAUAGUUGAAAGAUGCAUAUCCAAACUUUCAAAUUAAACUUCCUGGCAAACGAUGGUUCAAGGAUAACUUUGACGCAGGUAUAUAAAAUAUGAUUAGUAAUAAUUCAUUCUUAAAAACGAAAUUUUAUCCUUUUCAUACAACCCCUGUCAUAUUUGCCUUAUCACCCUAAAUUAGCCACUGAACAAUUUUCAUUUGUACAGUUAAGUUGACUGAAGAGCUUGUGACAGAUAUGAAAGCUCAAGGACAAUAAUUUCUUAAUUAUUAACAAAAUAAUCUAUCUGUCAGUCUCUGUAGAUAUCAUUUAUAUAUAAUAGAGAUAUCUGAGAAAUAAGUUUGAAACCCUUAUGUAAACUCACUGUUGUUUUUGUUCAUUUUUCAGCUUUCAUAGAAGAGAGAGCGAGAGGAUUACAAUUUUUUAUCAACAAUGUGAUGAAUCAUGCUCAAAUUUCUCAAAGGUACUGUUAAGACAGGUGUCUUAAUAAUUUUCAAAUAAUAUAUUAACCCUUUAAACCUUAAGAUCAAAAUUUAAAUUCGCAUUUGUUGCCCCUAUUCAUUUCCAACAGAAGUAGUGGGAAGAAGUUGAUAAAAUAUCAAGCACAUUCAUCUUGUGUGAUCAUGUCUGUAAUUCACAUGACCACUCUCUUUUACAAAGCAUUGAUAUCACAGAGAGAAAUUUGAUGCUGAUCACUGUACUCUUAGGGCUUAAAGGGUUAAGACCUCCGGAUUAAAUGAAGGUUUUGUCUGGUUGUCUGGGCCCAAUAGAUUUUGUUGCAGGGCAAGUAACUUUAAAAGCUUACUUGCCCAAUGAUCGAGGGUUCAGGCAAGCCAUCCUUUAAGACGAGAAAGAAGUGGCCCCAGGCAGGCAAAAUGUAAGAGCUGCUAGCCAUGCAGGGUAGGGUUCUAGGAAUUUGGCAGGGGCAGGAUCAUGUACUUUUGCUGUCAAAAAUGUAAAGGUAAAGAGUCCUUAUUUUAUGUCGGUAGCUUGAAAUAGUCAUCUGACUAACAAACCUGAGGCCAAUGGUGCGCUCAUUUUACCCCCCUCUCUCUAUCCGUGCUCCAUUUUAUGGGUAUUUAAAGCUACUUUAAGCUACACAGAAAGGAAAGAAGUCAAAAGAAGGAUUUGUGGUCACACCUGGGAAUUGAACUCAGGACCUCCUGCAAAGAAGACCACGCACAAACCAACUGCGUUAAUCCUUCCUCCUGGAGAUUGCUCUGCUAGCUUGCUUGGUUUCCUCCCAUCCUCCAACAUCCAUGCAUGGUCUCUAAGGGUCAUGUUGACAGGUGUCUGGAGGUGAGCUGUGCCAGGCUGGUUGCCAUGAUGACCUGCUUGCCUCUGAAGUAGCCACAAGGAGCUUGGAGUGUUAUUGUAUUUCAGGCACCCCUUUUGAUUAUUAUUCUGCCACAUAUUCUUAAAUAAGGUAUCAGUGGCAGAUUCAGAUCUUCAAUUAUAUGAAUGUAGGGGUUAACUCAUCCUAUGAUAAGAUGGGUGCCUGGUCUUGAAAAUUAAUUUCCUCGGCUCCUUGGCUUCAGUUUGACCUUAAAAAUAAGUUGGGGUGAAGGGGGGUGUGGGGGUGGGUUCAGACCCAACCCCACCCCAGGCCCAUCUCCUGGAUAUGCCACUGGUUGGAAAAUGUAAAGUCAAAAUUAAAGACAUGAAAGAGGUAAUAAGUUAACUCUAGACUAAUAGCAAUAUUGAUUGUUUCUUUACAGUAUUGAAGUGCAGGAGUUCUUCUGCUUGAGUGAUCCUCCUGGACCAUAUGAUAGCUUGGAAGAGAGUCGGGUACGUUUUCAAAGACAGCAAUGUUCCUUUAGCUUUAAAUUCUCAUCUUCUAGUGGCAGUUGGCACUCCUAGGCAUUCAUCAUACAAACGUAUUUGUUGAGCAUCUGAUGUUAUGCACUGGUGUCAUUUUAAUCAGCAUCAGCAUUUUAUAAGUUCUCUAGAAAAUUAAGCCCUUUUUGCUCUUAGAUCAACUUUUCAAUUUACAUUAAUUUUAAAAAAAUGCAAAUAUCCCAUUGUAUACAUUGACAUAAGAAAUCCUAUAAUUAGGGGAAGUGUCUUAACCAGGUAAAGUGGUUAUUCUUCAUGAUGCUUCAGCUUAUUGAAAGUGCCCUUGUUGUUAGUUAUCAGAUCAUCUUUAUCAUCGCCAUCAUCAUCAUCAUCAUCAUCAUCAUUACUGUUAUUUUUAUUAUGAAUAUUUUUGUUUUAACAGAUGUAUUUCCCUUUUAGCUUGGUUUGGUAGUUCUCCUAAUUUUUCUGUUAAUGUGAUGAUUCUUUAAAGAACUGUUUCUUUUGAAUUUUUUCGUUUUACUUCUACAUGACUGCAUAUUUUAUAUAUAUAAAAUGACCAAACUAUUAUAUGGAAAAAGUCACUUGAGAACAUCACAUGAUCUGAAAUAAGUAAACAAACAACCCAAGCUAAAAAGGCCUACUGACCAAAGUUUGUUUAUUUGUUUUUAAUAGGCUUAUUGUCAUCACUUGGAAGAUCAAGUUGAGGACUUGAAACAGAAGGUGGAGGAACUUACGGCAGAGCUAAAAAUAACAAAGUCACAGCUGGUUCAAGCUAGAGUACAACAGGAAGCUUUAGUGAGCGCUUUAAGAUCUGAGCGCAGUCUAAGAAAGAAAAAAUCAACAGAAAGCUCUCGUAAUUCAGCUGAUGUUGAAGAGCUUAUGGAGAAGAGUGAAAAUUUUGCAAAUGUGGAUAGCCUUCGAGGAAAGUUUUAUCACCUGUUGCAUAGUGAUCAGUCUAGUAGCAAGGGCGAAGAAGAUAACAUUAGUGGAAAUGAAAGAGAAAAGGACAAAACAAUUUGGCCUGGAGGUGUUGAGAUUGUAGAGCACUCAGAUGGAACUAAUAGAAUAAGGCCUUCUCAACUGGUGAGGCGGAUUUCACAGGAGGCACAAAACCCUCGAACAUCUACUCCUGCAUCCAGUCAUAGCGAGAGUUCACAGCCAGCAUUUCUCGAUGAAGAGAAUUCAGCAAAGAAAGAAUUAGAAGAAUCUGAUAAUAGCAGUGAAAAAACUAACGAUGCAAAGUCUGCAAGCAAUAUUCAAUUGCCUGAAGAUCAGGUCACAACAGAGGGAACUAGUCAUCAGGAAGAUUUAAGAGGUGCAUCCAGGCGGAAACCAAAAAAGCGUUCCAGUAAAAGAGAUAGUGGAAUAAGUGUUGAUGUUUCUCCUACACCAAGCACAUAAAGCUUAUUUAUAACUCUUUCAAAUGAAAAUAAGUGGAUAUCCACAGGACCUUUAUUUGCUUGAAGGGGUUACUCAAGGUUUAUGGUGACUGAUGGAAAGGUACAGACAGCUUUUCUGGUUCUGAAAUUCAGGAUUUUGGGAUUUCCUAUGUUAACAAAAUUUUGACUUUGCCUAUUUUUGUUGUCACUUCAAAAAAAAACCAUUAAAAAAAUUAUUUUUAUGAAACGGAUAUUUAAAACAGUUACAUUGUGUUGUGUUAAAGCUUGGUUCAGGUGAUUUUUUUUUUCACUUCAAAGUUUGUGUGUUUUGGGGCCUUAACACUUGCUCUCUAAUAUAGUGAGUCAAGGAGGGUUGACUUGAGCCUGUGGACAUUCAAAGUUAAUUUGUUUGCCAGUUCUUUGACUAGGUGCUGUUUGUUUUUCAGCACUUCAUUCAAAAUGAAAUUUGGAAAAUUUAUGGCUACUUUUUUCUUCAAUCAUCAUAAACGUAGCGUACCCCUUCCCCCCUGAGUUUUGCACUUAAUGAAGGUGGAAUGAAUUGUUUGAGGGCUUAGAAUUAUGCUGGUGCCUGCAUAAUUGUGGGUGUUCAGUUUAUUUAAUUUUCUGUGCGAAUGGUACCAUGCAAGAGCAUUAGUGAAUAGGCCCUGGAUUUCACACUCAGAUUCAAAAGUAAAGACUAUUUUCAUGUAUUCGUAAUUGUACUGACUGUGAGUAGUUAUAUAAUAGGAUUAAUAACUUAAAUACAGUGUGUGACUGUUAAUGGCCAAUAAGUCAGUUAGAAGCAGUGGGCAAACACAGUAAUUAUUAUUGUCAUUAUUGUUAUACAAACUGGUGCUUUGAAUUUAUCCAAGUAUCACUAACAUACGUAAUAAGUGUUCCUGUAUGUUGCUGGCGUGCACUGUUAGGGCGAGAGCAAAAAGGUUAGGCGGUAGAAAAAAUGGUUCCUUAACUCUCCCUCACCCUGUCCCACCCCUUUUUUGCUGUGGCCCCAACUUACAGCACGCUUCUUUCGUAUUUCUCGACUGGGAGGUCUCGCUGCUCAAAUACUAAAGGGCGUGUUUGUUAGGCAAGAUUAAAGUUCAGCAGUGACGUUUUAGUGACUGUUUAUCUCGAUCGACUUGACAUAUUUCCGUUGAUGUUGAAAACUGUUGUGAGUAUUCUAGACCGGCGUUUACUCCAUUGGAGGAGGUGAAGGUUUAAGUUUGUCGACGCAACUUUAAUAUAGCUUGAGCAAAAUUAGGUAGAAAUUUAUAAUAAUUGUAAUAGAAAUUUACUAGAAUGUAAAGUUAAGAAUAUGUA
Messenger RNA from Porites evermanni, 7726 nucleotides. The record is from the annotation of a GenBank genome assembly. NCBI's taxonomy places the organism in Eukaryota, Metazoa, Cnidaria, Anthozoa, Scleractinia, Poritidae.